CAUCUCUGAUAAUAGUUACGAAGUAGGGGACGUGGCUACCCUCAUCUUCUCUACAUCUACAGAGGUAUAUAGUGGACUUUUUAGAACUAGGCUGAAACCCAUUGGUUAUAAACUUGUAGAUCGCUAGUUGUCAGCGGAAUAAUGAAUUAACCUAUGCGGUGAUUUUGUUUGUAUGCAUACAUACGUUUAAAAAAGGAUUCUGUUUAGUUUACGAAAAUGGAUCGAUAUUGUAUUGUAGAAGAAUACAAAAGUACAAAGCAUACGAGUAAGAACAGAGAAAAUAAAAGAUCAAGAGAUGUGAUAAAAAUGAACAAUUGGAUGAUGAAGUAUUUCGUUAGUUAAAAGAAAUAUUAAGGUCUUACUAUGUUAUUUGUUAAUAAUGGAAUCUGUGUAUUUGUUAGAUUUAAUGGCUCCUUUACUGAUUAAGUACAAUGAAUUCUUUAUAAGUAGAAGGAGAAAAGAAUAGUCAUGGAGAAUUAUACCAUUACGGGAAGAAUUGGAGAAGGAGCACAUGGCUUAGUUUUAAAAGCUUAUCACAAUACUAAAGGACACGAAGUCGCGUUAAAAAAGGUUUUACUAAAGAGGAUCGAUGAUGGCAUUCCGACGUCGAUUAUACGUGAAGUUAAAACAUUACAACAAUUGAAGCAUCCAUAUAUUGCAGAAUUAUUGGAUGCAUUUCCAACAGGAAUAGACUUUGUAAUGGUCUUCGAAUACAUGCCAUCAGGCUUGUGGGAAAUGUUAAAAGAUAACGAGAGAUCUUUAACUGCACUGCAAGUAAAGUGCUAUACAAAGAUGCUUUUAGAGGGUGUUGCAUAUAUGCACGCAAAUAAAAUAAUGCAUAGAGAUUUGAAACCUGCAAAUUUAUUGGUAAACAGUGAAGGUAUUUUAAAAAUAGCUGACUUUGGACUGGGAAGAUUAAUGUGGGAAGAUAAUACACAUCCGUACUCUCAUCAAGUUGCUACGAGAUGGUAUCGAGCACCUGAAUUAUUAUAUGGAGCACGUUUUUAUACAUCAGCUAUUGAUAUGUGGUCUGUUGGCUGCAUAUUCGGAGAAAUGUUAAAUAAUUCACCAUUAUUUCCGGGAGAAACAGAUAUUGAGCAAUUAGCGAUAGUACUAAGGCACCUUGGAUCUCCGACACCUGAAUCGUGGCCUGAAUUGAGCACUUUACCUGACUAUAAUAAGAUCACAUUUCCAUACCAUAAAGGCCUUCUAUGGGAACAAAUUGUACCAGAUGCUCAUCAAGAAGCAAUUAACCUUGUAAAACAACUGCUUGUAUAUAAUUCCGCAAAGCGACUCCCGGCGAGAGAGGCAUUGCAUCAUGCUUACUUCCAUUGCAUGCCGUUCGCCGCAAAAAAUUCACCAUUACCGAAACCGCCGCAGGAUCAUCGCAUUCAAUUAAAACCGAAAGAGAUAGAUGCGAAUGUGAAGUUGACAACGUUAUUCAAAGACUUAUUAAACUGUACAUACACUUAAUCAAAUUAAAUGAAAUAACGUAACGAUGUGUCGUUCAAAGUCGCACUAGUUACAACGUAUCGAAGGAGCCGUUUUACGAACGUAACCCAAGCUUCGAGAAUGACAGGAAGUCACGUGAUCUACAAUGCUCUGACGUCACAGCCACAACUUCGUAAC
This is a messenger RNA of Orussus abietinus, 1629 nucleotides long. RefSeq names its product cyclin-dependent kinase 20. Gene Ontology annotation, cellular component: nucleus. Gene Ontology annotation, molecular function: cyclin-dependent protein serine/threonine kinase activity; ATP binding. The transcript has 7 exons. The record is from RefSeq and is a predicted model, not a curated record. Lineage: Eukaryota; Metazoa; Arthropoda; Insecta; Hymenoptera; Orussidae. Gene Ontology annotation, biological process: protein phosphorylation. Bases 469 to 1473 code for a protein of 334 amino acids.